Molecule: messenger RNA, 2055 nt
Organism: Saprolegnia parasitica CBS 223.65
Lineage: Eukaryota; Oomycota; Saprolegniomycetes; Saprolegniales; Saprolegniaceae
Exons: 13
Coding region: 1-2055 (684 amino acids)
Source: RefSeq, a predicted model, not a curated record
AUGAACGCGGUGUGGCUCUCGAGCCUUGAGCGCGACCUCAUGGUGGCCCAGAGUCAACCUAACCUCCGGCCGCACACGUCAUCGGGCGACCCGCCGCGUCUCCGAAAAGGCGCGAGCUCCAAGCAGUUGCGGCCUCUUACUGUCAAUAAAGACGACGAAGCGCGCUUGCGCAAGAAGAAGCUCGAAGACGGCGAGGCGUGCUGGCGCGCGUGGUGCGACGAGAAGAACGAGCGCAUCAAGGAAGAAAAGGCCAAGGAGCGGGCCAACGCGCGCGAGGCCGAGCAAGCCGAGCUCAAAAAAGCCAAGCUCAGAGCGCAGAGCGAGGCGUCGUUUGACGAGUGGAAGCGCGCCAAGGCCCAGGAGCGAGCGGCCCGAAGUGAAGCUCUCGCUCAAGACCAAGCGGCGCAGCGCGAGCUCGUCAAGCAGGUUGAAACCAUUCGGAUGGCCAACGUCCAGAGCCAUCUCGAUGCCAUCGAGCGUGUGAAGCUCCUCACCGCCAAGCGCCGGGCCGCGACGCCGUCCAAGAAGAAGCGAAAGAAGAAGACAUCGCCACCAGUCUUUCUCCACCCGAGUACACCCGUUGCGUACAUUCCAAACCAAGUCGAGAUAGCAGCGCGCAUGGACAACCUUGUCGCGUCGCUCGCAGCGACGCCUGAAAUCGAGAGCCACAAUGCGACGAUGCAGAGCCAGCGCUACAUGACCCAGCUGCACAGCCAGAGCGCAUACCGCGCCGACUCGCUUCAGCAACUGCGCGUCUGGGCGAAACCCACGCCCGAGAUUUACAUGCUCGCCUCGGUGCUGUACAAGAUUGUUGCACUCGAGACGCCGUCGACCGUCCAGCUCGUGGACCGAUGGCGCUGGCUGCCAUGGAAGAUUCUACGAAGCGUCUUUCAAGACUCGCUCGUCGAGACGCUUCAAGCCGUCGCGAUCGCCGAUCUCGACCCUCGGUCGCUUGCGCUGCUCUAUUUGCACUGCGGCCAAACCACGUUCUCGAUGGCCGCGAUCGAGCGACGGUCGGUGGUCGGCGCUGCGCUGCGCAUGUGGGUCCACAACGUCGCCGCGGUCCACGAGCUCGUGCAUCCAAGCUCGCAAGCGAUCCGGUCGAUCGACCAGCUCAAGCUGCACAGUGUCAGCCUCCAAGACAUUGCUCACGUCGUCCUCCUCUUGCACGUGUACCCAUACGUCAACGUGGCGCGGCGCAUGGCCACGCAGAGUGUCAAGCAAGCACGACUGCGCGACGGCGACCUGUCGUUGCUGCGAGAGCUGUACGCAACGCCCGAAGCACCAUCGCCUUUGGCUGUUGCAGAACCCGCAACGCCGCUACGCAUCCAAUCCGAUGCAUUGGCGCACUUUUUAAAGUUUGAGGCGCCACUGCCAGCACCAAAGCCCGAGGUGCCAGCGCGGUCGAAGCUCGCGGCUCGCCUUGCCGCGCGGCUUGAAGAGCAUCGCGAAAUCGUGCAUGAGCAGCGUUCGGCGCAUCAGCAGGCCAACGACGGCGACGACGACAACCUCGAAAACGACUUUGUCGUCGUGUACAAGCUCGCGCUGCCCAAGAAAGAGGACGCGACGACGCUCAACGUCAUCAACUACCUCUCGGCCAAGCGACGCGACUCGUUGAGCCAACGGUCGCAACCGUGGAACCCCAACGAAGCACGCAAGUCCAUCACCGUGCGCAGGCCGUCGACCAAGGUGGUGCCGCUGGUCUCGAACAAAAACACAGCCAAGGGUCCUCUGCGUACACGCGCCAAGCCCGCGCCGAUUCCAGAAGAGAGAGCGUCGUCUGCCAAAAGCAAGCAAGACAGCAAGAAGCGAGACGACGAUGUGCUCUUCUUCAACGACGGCUGCGCAGUUCAACAACCACGAACAGAGCGCGCGCACGCCGCGUCGGUUCCGCUCGUCCGGGCAGACGUGCUAGCGUCCGAAGAGCUGCUCGACACGCCUCGCUCCGAGGGCGCGUGGGACGAUAACGAGUCGGUCGACGCCGACGAGGCGGUGCAUGAUGGCCAAGGCUUGUACGCAGGCGACGACGAGUUCCUCUCCGACACGGACGCGUAA